This is a messenger RNA of Talpa occidentalis (Iberian mole), 2264 nucleotides long. It is a transcript of the gene TERB2, whose product is annotated as telomere repeat binding bouquet formation protein 2. The transcript is spliced from 7 exons. Gene Ontology annotation, cellular component: nuclear inner membrane. Gene Ontology annotation, biological process: meiotic attachment of telomere to nuclear envelope; homologous chromosome pairing at meiosis. The record is from RefSeq and is a predicted model, not a curated record. Bases 18 to 680 code for a protein of 220 amino acids. NCBI's taxonomy places the organism in Eukaryota, Metazoa, Chordata, Mammalia, Eulipotyphla, Talpidae.
CGCUGAGGACGCGCGCCAUGUUUCAAGGGCAGCAGGGCUGGUUCUGCCGCAGCGUCAGCGGCCAUCUCAGGCAGUUUUGGGUGGCCGAAGGCGGGAAGAUCAGUGACGCGAGGGCCGCGGACUUCCUGUUCAGCUGCGAUGCUUCGCACCCCGACACGCUGAGAAUAUACCAGAGCCUUGAUUACAUAGAAGAUAAUGCUACAGUUUUUCACGCCUAUUAUCUCUCUGCAGUCGCUAAUGCUGAAAUUAAAAACUCCGUGGCUUUAGGUCAUUUCAUUCUUCCUCCUGCAUGCCUGCAAAAAGAAAUAAGAAGAAAAAUUGGUGAUUUUAUCUGGGAACAAGACCAACAUUUUCUGAUAGAAGAGCAUGAAAUAACACCAAGUGAAACAAAGGCCCUUAGGGAAAGUAGUGAACUAGCAAAAGAUCACAAAAAAGCGUUAUCCAAAAGCACAGAAGAGCAUUUUGUAAAGACUCCAGUUGCAGAAAAGCAGAUGUACUUCCCUCUUCAGAAUUAUCCAGUGAACAACAUGGUAACAGGUUAUAUAUCAAUUGAUGCCAUGAAAAAAUUCCUUGGGGAACUACAUGACUUCAUUCCUGGAAGCUCAGGAUAUUUGGCAUACCAUGUUCAAAAUGAAAUCAACAUGUCUGCUAUAAAAAACAAAUUGAAGAGGAAAUGUUAAGUUAAAUUAUGCUUAUGUCUGGGCAUUUAUUCUCUUGUAAAAGUACUAUCAGAUAUAUACAUGAUUUACAAUUCUCCCCUUUGGGACUGGGGAAUAAGGAAAUGGGUAAGAAUUAGAUUCUCUUUCUUCCUCAAAGUGUGUCUUCAGGAAUUUAGAAUCAUUUUGAUAUUUAGGCUGGACUUCUCCCCCAGCUUGUAACAUUAUGGUAACAAAUUCUGAGUGCAAGUUAUGGAGUAGUUGUCAUUCAAACAUACUUCCUAAGCAUUCUCUCUCUCAAAUAUUCUUUCGACAUUAACAUUCCAUGAAUUAAUAUAUACUUUUGCAAGUUUAAUGCUGUAAAUGCUAAGUUUUAUGAUUUUGGUCAUCUUAUUUUGAUUAAAAAAUUAGAACAUUAUAGUUGAGUUCUGAAUUACUAUUUGUAGCUUGCAAAUAUGUAGUAAAAUAAUUAUUCAGAUUUCAUGUGUGGUCAUUUUCUGAUAAUAAAUGCAUCAAAAGUGCUUUAAUAUAAAGAGAUAUUUUACAUUUGAUGUAAACAAGUGUAUGUCAUUUGAAAUGAACCUGCAAGGUUCUUUAGAAUCACAGUGCUUGAAAGGGCCUUAGAGAACAUUAUGUCCAACCCAUUUAUUGUUUUUAAUGACUAAAUGAAGGCUGUCUUGCCUAAAUGGGAGCCAAACCAGUAGAGGAACAUAACCCUUCUGAUUUUCUUGGCCAGUACUUUUCUACUCUCCUAUAUGGCAUAUGCUGAGGCACAUCAUGUAUAACAGACAACAGAUCUGCAAAGGAGACCCAGAAAUAGGCCAGCAUGUUUGACUUGUGUUUUAAAUACACUGAAAUGGUAUUGAGAUGUAGUGAUUUCAAGAAGGCAACGUCUUAAUUUUAUUCAUAUGGUCAUGCUCUAUAGAACCCAGUUGAUUUGUUAAAUUUUGGCCAUUUGUAAAUGACAUUAUUUGUGAAGCUUAUUAAAACUGUACUUUCUCUUAGGAAGUAUAUAUCAAAUGUACAAUUAUCUAAAGAAAAUGCACUUUUUUCAGUGUUUGGAUUAUUUCAUUGUAUGUGGGCCCUGGCCUUUCUCUUAUUACUCAGAUCUCACAAUAUAAAAAUUUAACAUCAGGGCCUCCCCAGUGGCGCAGCAGUUGAGCGCUGGGUUGCAGGGCUGCCUGCAGCCUUGGCAGCGCCAGUUCGAUCUCCAGCCGCCGGGCGAGGGUCCCACAUGGCCCCAGACCUCUCCUGCUGCGCCCACUGCUCCCCUCAGCAGUGUAUCGUCAGUCUGCCUGUACUGUUUCCCACUCUGGCUUUGGUGAAUUCGCUCACCCUCCCGCACUUCUACUGUGCCCAUGCUUGUAUAAAUAAAUAAAUAAAUCUAAAAAAAAAAAUUUAACAUCAUCAGCAUUAGAAAGUUCUAUUUUUCCCAUAUGGUAAAAUUUCCUUCUUUAUAUUCAUAUUUGUGGUUAAACUCUUCUGAAUUGCAAAAUUAAAAACUAAAUGUUAAUUAUUUUUUCCUAAAACAUAUUCUCUCUCCUGAAUACUGUAUAUUAGUCACAUUCAGUUGAUUAUAUUUCUUAUAUAGAAACUAAGCCUUUUAAU